This is a messenger RNA of Oryctolagus cuniculus (rabbit), 2995 nucleotides long. It is a transcript of the gene HHATL, whose product is annotated as hedgehog acyltransferase like. Gene Ontology annotation, molecular function: acyltransferase activity. The record is from RefSeq and is a predicted model, not a curated record. NCBI's taxonomy places the organism in Eukaryota, Metazoa, Chordata, Mammalia, Lagomorpha, Leporidae. Gene Ontology annotation, biological process: negative regulation of N-terminal protein palmitoylation. Gene Ontology annotation, cellular component: endoplasmic reticulum.
UAACCCGGCCGACACGGCUGUUCAUGCUUCUCAGGGCCAGGCCUCAGGGACACCGGCCUCUGUGCCUGUCACUUGGAGUGUGUGCAUUAGGGUGUCCUUGCUGCUUCCUCCGGGCCAGCAUGUCUCAUACUUGGGAGGAAGUCCACUGCCCAGGGGCCAAUCCUGUCCCCUUCCCAGGUCUUGCCCAGGUCCUGGAAGCAGCACCUUCUUCCCCCAUCCUCAGCUGAACCCAGGGUGGGGCUUUGGGAUCUGCAGGGGUGCCAGGAGCUGUCCUGUGGCAGGCUCCAGGGUCUCCUCCUCCCACCUCUCCCCAAGCACAUCCAUGGACAGGACCCAGAGCUGUGGCAGAAGCACAUACUGCUUGCCCAGACUCAGGAGGGUCUUUCCCCAAAGGGAACCUAGAAGAGGGUCCUGACCUCUGGGAGGGAGGGUCCUCAGGACAUUGUACCCUAUCAGGUUCCCAAAGUGGGAGCUCUGCCCCAUUCUCCAAAGCCCCAGGUGGUCAGAGACAUUUCUGUCUUCCUGUUUGCCUCCACUCUGCCAUGGAGAGGACACCAGUCCCUCAAGGAUCCACAAGCCUUGCCAAGUGACCCUCCUGGCACCCCCCCCCCCCAUCAGGAUAACAUCCCAUGGAGCAGGCCUGGGGGGCGGGCCCUCCAGUCCCAAGGCCACUCCAAUUCCAGUCCCACCAGGCAAGUCAGGCCUCCCCAGGUACAGAUGCCGAGCUGGCCGGGAUAGAUGAAAAGGACCAGGGCAGGGCCCUUGGGAGGGCACCUGUAGAGGUAGGGGCUGGAGCCCAGAGCCAGACGGGCAGGAUGCCUGCAUUUGUGGCAUGCGACGUGUGCUGGGGCACAGCUUAUAAACCUAGAGUGGCUGACAGGACCACCAGGAAGUCUUCCUGGAAGAGGGGAGUCCUGCCUAGCCGUGAGAGAGAGGGACAGGCUCUUUAGGCGCCAGGGGAGGCAGGUGAGGUGAGGCCCAGGUGUCCCUGCCUGAGCCUAUGCCAUCGUCCCCUCCCUUUCCCCAGCCUCCCUACCCCCCAUCCUCCCUGCGGCUCCCUGCGGCCAGCAGCGCUCCCUGCAGCACUCGGCUCCGCUCCACACAGCUCAGCUCCACUCCAGGAAGGCCACCUCCUCCCUGCCCUCCUCCCCCCCUCCUCCUGCUGUCACCACUCACCGCUCAUCGUCUCAAGGGGGUGGGGACCCCAGGGCUGGACACACCCCACCGUGGCCCCAGAGCUCAGCCGGUCGACGGACGCAAGGUCGGACACAGGACCCCGGAGCCUGAGGUGGGCAGUGUGCCAGGGUCCCUCGCAGCCUCCUCAAGCCCCUCCCAGGCUAUGGGUGUCAAGACAGCAUUGCCAGCAGCGGAGCUGGGUCUCUACUCCCUGGUGGUGAGUGGCGCCCUGGCCUACGCGGGCAGAGGUCUCCUUGAUGCUUCACAAGAUGGGGCUCACAGGAAGGCCUUCCGGGAGUCUGUGCGACCCGGCUGGGAGUACAUUGGCCGCAAGAUGGAUGUGGCUGACUUUGAGUGGGUGAUGUGGUUCACCUCCUUCCGCAACGUCAUCGUCUUUGCCCUCUCGGGACACGUGCUCUUUGCUAAACUCUGCACCAUGGUUGCCCCCCAGCUCCGCUCCUGGAUGUAUGCUGUUUACGGGGUCCUGGCCGUGUUGGGCACAAUGGGCCCUUGGUACCUGCUGCUGCUGCUGGGCCACUGCGUGGGCCUCUAUGUGGCCUCACUGUUGGGCCAGCCUUGGCUCUGUCUCGGCCUUGGCCUGGCCAGCCUGGCCUCCUUCAAGGUGGACCCUCUAAUCUCUUGGCAGAGCGGGUUUGUAACAGGCACUUUUGAUCUUCAAGAGGUGCUGUUUCACGGGGGCAGCGGCUUCACAGUACUGCGCUGUACCAGCUUUGCGCUGGAGAGCUGCGCCCACCCUGAGCGCCGCUACUCCCUGGCCGACCUGCUCAAGUACAACUUCUACCUGCCUUUCUUCUUCUUUGGGCCCAUCAUGACCUUCGACCGCUUCCACGCCCAGGUGAACCAGGUGGAGCCCGUGAGGCCUGAGGGCGAGCUGUGGCGCAUCCAGGUCCAGGCAGGCCUCAGCGUGGUGGCCAUCGUGGCCGUGGACAUCUUCUUCCACUUCUUCUACAUCCUCACCAUCCCCAGUGACCUCAAGUUUGCCAACCGCCUCUCAGACAGUGCCCUAGCCGGCCUGGCCUAUUCGAACCUGGUGUACGACUGGGUGAAGUCAGCCGUCCUCUUUGGCGUCGUCAACACUGUGGCACGUCUGGACCACCUGGACCCGCCACAGCCUCCCAAGUGCAUCACUGCUCUCUACGUCUUCGGGGAAACGCACUUCGACCGGGGCAUCAACGACUGGCUUUGCAAGUAUGUGUAUGACCACAUUGGCGGGGAGCACUCUGCGGUGAUCCCAGAGCUGGGAGCCUCAGUGGCCACGUUUGCCAUCACCACUCUGUGGCUUGGGCCUUGUGACAUCGUCUACCUGUGGUCAUUCCUGAACUGCUUUGGCCUCAACUUUGAGCUCUGGGUGCAGAAACUGGCAGAGCAGAGGCCCCUGGCAGGAAUCGAGGCCCGUCUGUCGGAGCAGAUGUCCCGUCGGGUCCGGGCCAUCUUUGGGGCCAUGAACUUCUGGGCCAUCAUCAUGUACAACCUUGUGAGCCUGAACAGCCUGGAGUUCACAGAGUUGGUCACCCGGCGCCUGCUACUCACAGGUGAGAGACUAAAGUGCAGAGACCCCGAACGUGCUGGGUUUCCCACCCAACGGACUGUGACCCCCUUAAAGGUCCCCAUACCCCGUCCCCACCACCAGGGACUCAGCAGGGAGGCUGAGCCACAUCAGGGGAGGGGUGGGAAGAGAAGAGUCACGGAGGCUACACUGCUGCUCGGGGCACUGGUGACCGCCGCCUCCCCCACACAGGGUUCCCCCAGACCACGCUGGCCAUCUUGUUUGUCACCUACUGUGGUGUCCAGCUGGUGA